UACAUAGCAGUUGUAACUGCAUUUUUUGUGUUUGAUGCGCAGGUUGCUUCUUUCUUGCAUUAUCAAGAGAACAUGAAUGUUCUUGUUGAACCUGAUGUCCAUGACAUUUUUGCUAGAAUCCCUGGAUUUGGAUUUGUUCAAACCUUCUACAGUCAAGAUACUAGUGAUCUUCACGAGAGGGUUGAUUUUGUGGCAUGCUUGGGUGGAGAUGGGGUUAUAUUGCAUGCGUCAAAUUUAUUUAGAGGUGCUGUACCACCUGUUGUAUCAUUUAAUCUUGGAUCUCUUGGAUUUCUCACUUCCCACACUUUUGAAGACUACAUGGAAGACUUGAAGCAGGUCAUUCAUGGUAAUAACACAGCAGAUGGUGUUUAUAUAACUCUUAGAAUGCGCUUACGAUGUGAUUUUCGAAAUGGUAAAGCAGUUCCGGGGAAAAUAUUUGAUGUCCUAAAUGAGGUUGUUGUGGACCGGGGUUCUAAUCCAUACCUUUCUAAGGUUGAAUGUUAUGAGCAUGACCGACUCAUAACAAAGGUGCAAGGUGAUGGAGUCAUAGUAGCCACACCAACCGGGAGUACUGCUUAUUCUACAGCUGCAGGAGGUUCCAUGGUUCAUCCAAAUGUUCCUUGCAUGCUUUUUACACCUAUCUGCCCACAUUCCCUCUCAUUUAGACCAGUUAUACUUCCAGAUUCUGCAAAGCUUGAAUUGAAGAUCCCUGACGAUGCUCGAAGCAAUGCUUGGGUUUCUUUCGAUGGGAAGAGAAGGCAACAACUCUCUCGAGGACAUUCAAUCAGAAUAUCUAUGAGCCAGCACCCUCUACCAACUGUCAAUAAAUCUGACCAAACAGGUGAUUGGUUCCACAGCUUGAUUCGCUGCCUGAACUGGAAUGAGAGAUUGGAUCAAAAAGCCCUCGAAGGCAUCUGACACUGGGUAGCUAGUAUCUUCAUCCUCAAGGUAGGUUGAACGUCCAUGUAAAUUGAUGUACAGAUAUAAAUUGGAAAGAGUAAAAACAGAGUUUAAUACACACAUUCUGAAUGCUACUCAUUACCAACAUAUACUUCCCCAUAAAAGUAGAGUUGGUCAAUUUUCACCCUUGCAUUGUACAAAUACUGUCAGACACGAUACUGGCAAUUCCUUUGAAAUAAAAAGAAAAGUUUCUAAUAUAUUAUUUUAUUUUGUGAA
Molecule: messenger RNA, 1176 nt
Organism: Hibiscus syriacus
Lineage: Eukaryota; Viridiplantae; Streptophyta; Magnoliopsida; Malvales; Malvaceae
Product: NAD kinase 2, chloroplastic-like
Biological process (GO): NAD+ metabolic process; NADP+ biosynthetic process
Molecular function (GO): NAD+ kinase activity
Source: RefSeq, a predicted model, not a curated record